AGCUUCCAUGUUUCCUAUGCAGCAGCAGCAGCAGCAGCUAUACAUCCUAUACUAUAUAUGUGCCAAAACCGUUGCUGGGAAGUGAGUAAAGUCAGAUGAAUGAGAGAGGGAGGGCUGGAUACUUUUUUUAAAUGCAAAGAUUAAAAAAAAAAUCAGACAUCUUUAGAUAAAAGGUCACAACUCUGGUGUGCCACAUACAUCAGGCACAUUUAAACAUAUUCAAAUUCUAUACUGAAUCUCAUCUUGCUGGAAAAAAAAUACCUUCACAUAGGGUAUGAGGAUGCAUUCAACUGGCAAAAAUUAAGCUUACAUUUUUCCUAUGCAGCAGCAGCAGCCUCAGCAUCAGCAUCAGCAGCAGCUAUACAUGCUAUACUACGUAUGUGCCAAAACCGUUGCUGAGAAGUGAGUAAAGUCAGAUGAAUGAGAGAGGAGAGCUGCAUACUUUUCUUUUUUUUUUUUUUUUUUGAAUGCAAAGAUGCUGUGACGUCACCGUGUUGUAAUAUCUCUCUGUAUCUCAGCUGGGUUUGGAGCUGCCUGUCAGAGCGCGCACUCACUCCUCCACUGCUCCUCUCACUCGUGCGCGGUGACCAUGGAGACGUCCAGGAGUUUUACAGCAGCAUCAUCUCCAAACUCAGUACGCAGCAGCAGAGGAUGCUUCUUCAAUGAACCAAGGUUGGAUUGUGUUAAAAUGCUCCGGGGAUGAAGUGGUGGAAGUGUUGACUACCAUCUGACAAAGACGCAGAAGUUGUCUUCUAUUUUUUCCUGCUUUUUUGGAGACAGUUCAAAAACAACAUCAGAGAGGACGAAUCCAUUAGAAAACCAUGCACUGUUCAUAUCCAUGGAGAGAUGGCAUGCGUGCUCCUCUUCACUCGACUUCUUCCCUUCUCACACCGGCUCACAAGAACAUCCAUCUGCUUGUUAUCAGUUUUCCUUUCUUAUCUGUGCUACUGCGCACUAUUCCCAGCCGACACCACCACCACCACCUCCAUCAUCAUGCAGAAGCCAGGUGAUCCGACGCCCAGCUGCCAUCAGCGCGUAAUCCUGGCUGAUGGAGCCAAGAGGCGCAUCCAGAAAUCAGCCUCCUCCUGCGGCUCUGCGAGGCCGAGCAGCGUGGAGGCAUCCCGGCUGAAAAGCGACCACCAAAACCCUCCUUCUUCAGUCGACACGCCCAGUCCUCCCAUGGGGAAUUUAAAGUUUGGGAAUAAAAAGUUGCCCAACGCCAUCAUAGUCGGUGUGAAGAAAGGAGGCACCAGAGCUGUGCUGGAGUUCAUCAGGAUCCAUCCGGACGUGAGAGCUGCUGGUACUGAGACACACUUCUUCGAUAGGAACUAUGACAGAGGCCUGGAGUGGUACAGAGGUUUAAUGCCAAGGACUCUUGAAAGCCAAAUCACAAUGGAGAAGACGCCGAGCUACUUUGUGACAAAAGAGACGCCGCACCGGAUCUCCGCCAUGUCCCGAGACACCAAGCUCAUCGUGGUGGUGCGUGACCCCGUCACUCGUGCAAUAUCAGAUUACACCCAGACUUUAUCCAAGACCCCCGACCUGCCGAGCUUCCAGGAUCUGGCCUUCAGAAACCAGAGUCUGGGCAUCGUGGACACGUCGUGGAACGCCAUUCGCAUCGGCCUGUACGCUCUGCACCUUGAAAACUGGCUUCGCUACUUCCCCCUGGCUCAGAUCCACUUUGUGAGCGGAGAGCGUCUUAUCACAGACCCGGCAGGGGAGUUGGCUCGGGUGCAAGACUUCCUUGGGCUAAAGCGCAUUGUCACAGACAAACACUUCUAUUUCAACCGCACCAAAGGCUUCCCUUGCCUUAAGAAGCCGGAGAGCAGCGGCUCGCCUCGCUGCCUGGGCAAAUCCAAGGGCAGAACUCACGUGCAGAUAGACACAGACGCUAUUGAGCAACUGCGAGACUUCUAUAGACCGUACAAUGUCAAGUUUUAUGAAAUGGUGGGUCACGAUUUCAAGUGGGAGUAGAGGUUUCACAGAUAUUUUUAAACGGCACAAGAAAGAUUUAUGUAUUCCACAAAUUCAAAAAAAGGUUUGCCUGCAUUAAUAUGACACGGCGAGGGCGGAUAGCCAACUAUCAGCAGACGAUUUUCAGAUGGCAAAAGCAGUAUUAUUUUUUUGAAGUGACACUAAUGAACAGAGCAAAAUCUAAGAUGAGUUACCAGCCAGCAUCAGCAUCCUGUUUGUUGCCGAUAUAGCCGUCAUUUCAGCUUCAGGAUCACAUCGUUUCUGUUCCUGUUACUGCAUAUAAUUGCUGACUAGAUUCCCCACCUGCUGACUGGUUUAUAUAUAAAUAAUAAAAAAAGCGAAAUUCCAGGGAAUGGGAUUAGUUCCUCUUAAAACCUGCUUCACUAAUCACGGCAGGGCUUGAAAGCAAGACCUUGGAAAAUGUCAGUGAAGUCUUCAGGGAGAGCGGGAUUAAGCUGCAGCACUGUGGUGGUAAAUCUGAAAAUGUAAAGCCAUAAGUGUGAACCACCUAAUAUCACUUACUGUUGGUCUCAUCAGUUUCUAUACAGGGCGGAAGGUUUUCUGUCUCAUUCUGUCCAGCAUGAAUCAGGUAGAGUAAGUUAAUAUAUACGCUGCAAUAUGCAGCACUUCACUUUGUUCUCUGUGCUUUCUUUGCAAAAACCAUGUUUAUAUUUUUGUUACAGAAGUAUUUAAUCACUACCUUCGCCACAAUGCUUGUCCAUGAACGUCAUUAAACGAAACAGAAGCACAAA
Sebastes umbrosus (honeycomb rockfish) is the source of this 2726-nucleotide messenger RNA. Its product is annotated as heparan sulfate glucosamine 3-O-sulfotransferase 2-like. The record is from RefSeq and is a predicted model, not a curated record. Lineage: Eukaryota; Metazoa; Chordata; Actinopteri; Perciformes; Sebastidae. Bases 847 to 1974 code for a protein of 375 amino acids. Gene Ontology annotation, molecular function: [heparan sulfate]-glucosamine 3-sulfotransferase activity. The transcript is spliced from 2 exons.